AUGGAGCUGGUAACUGGGGCAGGAGUGCUCCUUCUUCUUUUUCUGCUCACAGCCUUGUCCUUCAAACUUCACAAAGCUAGAGGCCAGCUACCGCCAGGACCCACUCCCUGGCUCUUUCUGGGAAACCUCCUGCAGAAAGAGGUCCUGCCUCUACACAAAACCUACCCCAAGGUAAGUGCCCUCUCUUGCAAGGCUGCCACUGGAAUUAAAAAGGCAGAGAAUAAGAAAUGGCUCAAGAAGCAAAGGCAGAAAUAAAGGCAGGAGGUGAAUGCAUAUGUGAGAUUUCCAGGAAUACCAAUCCUCUUGUGCCACCACCUAAUCCAAAUGCUCCUUGGUUCUAUUCUCAUAACUACCCCAUAAUUUGGGAAGCAUUUUCAAGAUCCAUUAAGAUCGGGUGGGUGAGAUUUAUUUCACUUUAACUCAUCCAGCUGGCAUGAUUGAAGUUCUCUCCCCUGCCACCUUCCUUUGAUUGCAUUUGGAAGCGUGUAUUUAACUCCCCCCCCUUUAUUCUGCUCUUUGCUUCUACUCUCAAGGUAAAUUCAUUUAGCUCUCCUCACACCAUGACUCAUGGUGUUCCAAUUGCCUUGUGAUCUUUCCACUCAAAGCAACCUUGGCUUGAAAGAUCCAUGAUCUGAGGAGUCCAGAUGUGUGUGUUUUCCCCUUUAAAGCAGCAGAGUGGGGGCAGGGAGGGUACAUUGUUUAGCAAAGAGAGGGUCACAUGCUCAAUCCCUGGAGAGCACCUGGAGAGCUGCUGCCAGUCAGUGUAGGCCUUACUGGAGUAAAUGGGCCAAUGGUCUGACUCUGCAUGAGGCAAAUUGCUGCAUUCCUAUGUUCAGAACCACCCAUGCUCUCUCUUUAAUGCUAGCAUUUUGGCAACACUUCAAGGUUUCCCUGCAUUUUGAAGAAGUGAUUGAAUUGACCUCAGCACGCUAAAUGUGAAGUGAAGUAUUAAUGUGCUUUGGGCGAUAGCUGUGAAUCAGAGGUGAAGUUCUAAUGUGAAUGCAAUCUCAGUCUUACACUAGGCCGUUUCCUUUAUUUGAGGUGAACUUAUCAUGUUCUCCCCAAUGCUAGAACUGAGAUAAGUAUAGCUGCAGAGCCCAUUCAAGGUACUUACGUAGGACAGGUGAGGAUCUCUCCCCCCCCCCAUGCACACAUUCUUUGAACUCCAUUUUUUAAAAAAACAAAAAUAAAGGAUGAUCAAUGCAACUGAUCUGCAGUAAGCAAUGGUAUGGUGUGGGCAGCAAAUUGGAGCAGAUUUCCAAGAAUGAUAUCUUACAGCUCAAUGACUCGUGCUUUUCUUGGAUUCUGUCCUCAGCUUUUUGAGAAGUAUGGCUCAGUCUUCACCAUCUGGCUGGGGCCAAAGCCUGUGGUUGUACUUUGUGGAUAUGAUGCGGUCAAAGGUGCAUUGGUGGAUCACGCUGAAGCAUUUGGUGGGCGGCCACCCAUAGCUCUCAUUGAAAAAGUGACUGAUGGUUACGGUGGGUGCUCUUAACUAUCUUAUCUUCCCCUUAAUUUGAGAUGCAGUUGCCAAGAGUCAUGGCAAUCUUUCCCAGGAAUUGAUGGCUGUCAAUCUUCUUACAAAUCUUGGGGACAACAAGCCAUGUAAAUCCUUUGGGAGAAGAUCCUUGCCUCUGGACAAAACAUGCUGCAGACUUCAGUGUCGUCUGGUUAAACAUAAAUGCAACAGUGCCAAUUGUAUUUUUCAGGGCUCAUCAGCUCAGACAAUGCAAAAUGGAGGGAACUGCGCCGCUUCACUCUCUCCACACUGAGGAACUUUGGCAUGGGGAGGAAACCGAUGGCUGAGCGGAUGCAAGAGGAGGCAAACUGCUUGGUGGAAGUGCUGGCAGCCCAACAAGGUUCUCUAGGCACCUUCCUGGUCUAGUACACAGAUGGGGAACCUGCGGCAUUCCACAUAUUGUUGGACCCCAGCUCCCUUCAGCCACGGUCAGCAUAACCAAUGGCCAGGGUUAAUGGAAGCAGGGGUUCAAAAUAUUUGGAACAUGCUAGAUUCCCAUUCCUGGUAUAGGGAACACAGAGCAGCCCUUCCUUUAGGGCGGGAACAGUGUUAAAGAGGAAGUAAAGAAGAGUAUGCUGGGGCAUAUAGACAUGUGACCAGGAUCAGCAGAAUGCUGUGGACGUAGUGUAUCUUGAUUUCAGUAAAGCUUUUGACAAAGCCCCCCAUGAUGAGAUAACUGUUAUGGAUGAGAUAACUCUUAUGUGCAUUUAUAGCUGGUUGACUGAAGAGUGCUCACUAAUGGUUUCUCAUCAUCCUGGAAAAAAGUUGUAGUAGUAGGAGGAGGAGGAGGAGAAGUAGGAGUAUCCAAGUCACCUUCAAAGAUAGCCCCACAUAGAGUGCAUUGCAGUAGUCUAAGUGGGAGAUAACCAACACAUGUAUCACUCUGGUGAGACAGUGCGCAGGCAGGUAGGGUCUCAGCCAGCGUACCAGAUGGAGCUGGUAGACAGCCGCCCCGAACACAGAAUUGACCUGUGACUCCAUGGACAGCUGUGAGUCCAAAAUGACUCCCAGGCUGUGCACCUGGUCCUUUAGGGGCACAGUUAUGCCAUUCAGGACCAGGGAAUCCCCCACACCUGCCUGCCCUCUGUCCCCCAGAAACAAUACUUCUGUCUCAGGAUUCAACCUCAAUCUGUUAGCUGCCAUCCAUCCUCCAACCACCUACAGACACUCACACAAGGACAUUCACCACCCUCACUGGUUCCAAUUUAAAUGAGAGAUAGAGCUGGAUAUCAUCCGCAUACUGGUGAACACCCAGUCCAAACCCCCUGAUGAUCUCUCCCAGUGACUUCAUAUAGUUGUUGAAAAGCAUGGGGGAGAGGAUAGAACUCUGAGGCAUCCCACAAAUGAGAGCCCAGGGGUCUGAACACUCAUCCCCCAACAGCACGUUUUGGACACGGCCCAGAAGUGGGGUGCCCCAGGGUUCUGUCCUGGGCCCGUUGUUGUUCAGCAUCUUUAUAAAUGACUUGGAUGAAGGUAUUGAGGGAAUGCUAAUCAAAUUUGCAGAUGAUAUCAAACUGGGAGGGGUAGCUAACGCUGCAGAAGACAGAAUUGGGAUUCAAAAUGGCCUUAACAGAUUGGAGACCUGGGCCCAAACUAAUACAAUGAAAUUCAAUGCAAGAUUCUACACUUUGGCAUGAAGAACCCAUUUCCCUGCUCAUAACACAUGCAUUGGCAUGUAUCUCUAAUGUGUUGGAAGUACAUUUCUCAUAGGUUAAUGACUGGCUGGAUUGUGGUAGUGAAUUCUGGCAUUCAUUUCACUUUUUGUCCUUGCCAAUAUCUUAGGUGUGUAUGUCUGUGGAGGCAUUAAGGCAGUGAUCCUAUGGCCAUUUACCUGGGAGUAAGCCCCACUGAACACAGUGACUAACACAUCUCUCUUUUGGUAGCUUUCUUUAGGGAGCAAAAUUGCUUGCUCCCAUGCUUUUCAUAAUGCUUGUUUUAAUCAGCCUCUUCAUGUUACAAUUUUUUCAGAAAUGUGUCUUCCUAGAGCUGCUGUAUUUUCCAUAUAAAUUCUGUGUGGAAAAAUUGAUUUCAUGAUGAAUUCAGAUGAAAUUCACUUCUUCUUUUUAAACAAGUUCAUCACUUUGGCACAUCACCUUCACUUAUUUGAAUGUGCCAACCUUGAGCUUUAAUUUCAGAACACACAGAGAUAAAAGAUCCAAGUUCCAAACUAUCACUCACCGAGAAAGUUCACAAAGCCUUGACGGAUGAAGGGCAGAGGAUACAAAGGCCAGUCACAUUUUUAACCCUCUCUUUGUGGUUGUAGGGCAGGCCUUUGAUGCAUUGCCAGACAUCGCAACUGCUGUUUCUAAUGUCCUCUGCUCUGUUAUCUUUGGGACCCGAUUCAGCUAUGAAGACCCCCAAUUAAAGGAGCUCAUGGAUGUGAUCAAGAAAUAUGUGAGCCUCUUUUUCCAUGUCUCUGGAACGGUACGUCACCCUCAUGCACUAGGAAAACUGGGCACUUCUCCCAGUCAUUGAAAGUGUUCAUUUAUGCAGAAUGCUCCUUUUAUGAGCAAACAUUCUUCUGCAUUCCGAAGGAGAACAACCUGGACAUAGGUUUUCCAUGUUAGUGAGAACAAGGGUUGCCACCUAUCCUGUAUAAUACAGGAUAGUCCUGUCAGCGGUGUAGCUAGCUGCUUGGCUGCCCGGUGCAGCGUGCAUGUACUGCAGCUGGGGGCAGGGUGCAAGGCGGGGGACACUGCAGCGUGGGUGCGAGGUGAGCCAAGGCAGGGAGCGCUGCAUGGAGCCUCUCCGCAGCCUCCCCCUCAGCUGUAGGGCGGCUGAGGUGGUGGGCAGACACAAGUCUCAUGCUGCUCAAAAAAGCAGCAUGGAGCUUGCAGGCAGUCAGCCCGCCGCCUCCUCCUCAAGAGAGACACAUGGCUCAGGCACGCUGCAGUGUCCCCCGCUUCGCCUAGCUAUCAGUGGCGUGGGAAGGGAGCUGUGGUGGGUGCGGGAGUUAUUUUUUCCAAAAAAAAGAAAAGUGUUGUGAGCCCAAUUUUUAUUUAUUUAUUUUAAAAACACAAAUUUUGCCAUUUUGUCACACACACCCCUUAGUGAUGACACUCAGGGCAGUCCGCACCCACCACAAACCCUACACCACUGAGUCCUAUAGUUCAAUGUAAAAUGCUGUGUCCUAUAUUGAUUCAAUGCAGAAUGCAAUUUGUCCUGUAUUUCAGGUCAACUCUCUUCCUCUCCCUCCCCCUCCCCCCCUGCCAAGUUAGGGAUCCUCUCCAAAUGCUUGUGUGUGAAAAGGGGUGUGAAAGGUUAUGUAUUUAAGUUCUGGGUAGCAAAGCACAGACAGAUUUACAAAUUUGUGUGUGUGCAUGUAUGUGUGUAUGUCAAAUUCCAGAGGGGCCAUUCUGUUAGACUGUAAUAGAUUGUAAUUGAUUCUUUUGAAGUCAUUUCAGCACCAGAUUUUAAAAAUAAAAAUCACCCCACCCCCCUUUGCCCUGCCCUGCCCUGCCCUGUAUUUUGCCAGAAAGAAUGUGGCAACCAUUCUCUAAUACAUGGGUGCAUAUAUUAACGUGUGAAUUGGGCCAAAGGUGGGAAAGUAAGCCACUGAAGAUGGGGGCAGGAGAGGGGGGAGGGAAUCACUGUCUCUAAUGCACUGCAUUGCCUUGUCCCAGGCAUACAAUGCUAUCCCAAGGAUUAUGGACUUCGUACCUGGACCACACAAGAAAUCCUUCACUGACUCUUCCAAGCUCUGCCAGUUUAUCCGAGAUAGCGUGGAAUCUCACAAAUUGAACCUGGAUCCACAAAAUCCUGGUGAUUUUAUUGACUGCUUCCUGCUCAGGUUGAAUAAGGUAGAUGAGAAGUUUGUUGGCGGGAGAGGAGCUAAGGGAAGUGGCUUGUUGCGUGUAACUACAAAACUUGUAUCUUUCCAGCCUGGGGAUUCCCGCCCCCACCCCCCACCCCAAAAGCUUAGGGCAGACUAUUUUGAUUGGAAAUUGGCUAUGCUCUCCAGAAAACUUUAUACAUAUGUGGUAUAUAUUGUCAUGUCUGCUACAAUUCUUUGCCUGUAAAUUCAGUAGUGAGUCCCUGUGAUCCAAAGUCACUCACCUGGGUGUGCAUCAACAUGUCCACCUUGCUUGGCGAUAGCCAGCAGCAUACAGAUCAGUCGGAGAUGCUUAUCAGGUAAUGGGGGAACAUGAAAAUUUUGAGGGCCCCUUGAAAUGGAAGGCAGUGAGUGGAAGACACCAAGUGCAUCAGUUUAGAGCUCCAAAGGAACCUAGAAAGCAGGGUCCAGAAGAAGAGAGGAGGAGGCUCUGGCUGAGAGGCGAGUAAGGCAGAUGGCCUUCCUUUGCACAGAGGGAAAUGCCGAGCCACAAAGGUUAUCUGUGGCAGGGUCCCACAGAGGAGUAGGUGGUGGAGGCAAGGGAGUAAGACACAUCAGAUAUUAGGAGUUUGCUUGUACAAAGGCCAUAGGAGAAGGAACUGGAUCUGCUUCACCUUCACCUCAGUCCCUUUUCUUUUCCAUUCAGCCAUGAACCUAAUCUGCUAUCUCUAUCCAGAUGGGUGGGACAGCCUCAGUAAGUUCCAUGGGACAUGGAAGUAUUGCAUAAGAUUGCCGCUUUUGGUGGCCCCUUCCUAUAGCUUGAUCUAGAAUAGGGUUAUCAGACGUCCCCGUUUCCCGGGGACAGUCCCUGGAUUUGCGAAUAAGUCCCUGGACAAAUUCCAUCCCUGGAAUGUCCCCAGAUUUCAUCUAAUGUCCCCGGGAAACACAGCAGCGGCAGUCUCAGCAGCCCGGAGCUGUUGGCUCUGGCUGGCUUCAGGAGCUGCUCAGAAGUCCCCAUAUGAUGGUGGGACAGGGGCUCCAAGAUGCAGCUUCCAGGCUGCCUCCCCCUUCCCUGACCCCAGCAACUAAGCUAUGAAGGGAGGCUUCAUGCUGCCUAUCUGAGCUUGCGUGCAAGCAGGAGGGGGCAGGGAUCUCUCAGUUAGGCAACAGGAAGCCUCCCUUCCCAGCUGAGGGAUCCCCACCACCUCCUGCUUGCACGCAAGUAGGAAUGGGAUUGGGGCUGCUCCAAUGGGAAGGGAGGCAUUGUGCUACCCGAGCCUCACCACCGCCACCGCUCUUGGCCCUCCUUCUCCGCCUUCCAUGCCUGACCCACCACUGAAGAACCAACAACUCAGGGGCUGACCAGGCUCAUGGAGAAAGCAGAUAGGAGCCUCAGAGGAAGGGGAAACGCGGCGGAUGAGGUCAAGGCAGUGGCCGCCCCUCUGCCACUGCCAUCGCUGCGGCAUCAACAUCCCAAACGUGUAGUAUUUAUUUAUUUAUUGUGUCCCCGGAUUCAUCGGAAAAAAUCUGGUAACCUUAAUCUAGAAUGGAGCUAAAGCCGAGAAAACCAUCUUGCCAGCUUACUGAUGCACAGCUGUCUGGUGUUGCACAAAUUCUGGUCCUUUAUUUUAAGAAGGUAUUUCCCUUCCACCUCUUCCCUUUCUUUCUGCAUUAAUUUACAGGAACAAAGCUCUGCUCAGAAUAUCUGUGUUGAAGACCUAGUGAUGACUGCGUUUGUCCUCUUUUCUGCUGGUAUAGAGACCUCAAGCAGUAGCAUCUUGUAUGGCCUCCUGUUGUUGGCAAAGUUCCCACACAUACAAGGUACAGAGUUUUAGCACCCCAACAGACCAAGCCUCUUGGGUGGGCCGGUCCUGUUCUGAGGCAAACAGGCCAAUAAAGCUGCUAUUCUCUCUAUACAGUAAUCUUUCACCCGCUCUAGAAUGAUUUCAUACAUUAUAUCUUCUUUCUUACAUAGAAACGUAAGGCUAUCAUCACACUCUGCAAUUCAAGUGGCUGCCAACAGGUGACCAAGCCAACUCUAGCACUAUGAACAGCAGGCAGGAGAGUGAGGAAGCAGCACUGGUGGCAGGGGGCCCAGGGGAGCUGUUUAAUAGAAAGGGAUGAGGCAUUUCACAGAGUGGUUUAGCAAGUUGCUCUACGAAGCAUUAACCCUCCAUUAAGCAUGGCUGCAAUGAGGUUUAACACAAGCAGAGAGGGACUUUCAUAGAGCAGUUUAGCAAACCACUCUGGGAAGCACCCCCAGAGAAGGUGAGUUGUAAAGGAAGUGGGUUGGCCAGCUGUGGGGAGAAGGUAGUUGGCAAAUGGGGAGGCAGAGCUGGCGGGUGGAGCAAGCAGGGACAGACCUCCUAAUUAUUCUUUUAAAGAUAGCUCAGACUUGAUGGAUUGAUUAUGGGAAACUGCUAGAGUAGUGGGCCUUGGACUUUUAGGAAUAAGAAACUAGGUGCAGAAUAAAGCUUAACAGAUGCAGAAUUUCAUGUUCAUGCUCCUGUUCUGGUUUUAGCAGGAGCAGGUUCCUUUUAUUGUUUCUAGAAUUCCACUGGUCCCUUCAGUCGAAUGCAAAUCCUUGGCAGUGCUAUUUUUCUAGAAAAAGAGGUACUGGAACUCACCAUGAAUGCCUCCCUUGUUCUCUUAUAAUGGCAAUAAUGCCCACCUGAGAGGUGCUGGAACUGAGUUCCGGUUGAAAAAAAAGCCCUCGUUCUGGGUCAGACAAACCUGUGAUUAACCCUAAGCAUUUUAGAUUACUGGCCUGGAUCAAGCAGUGGAUCUGUCAUGCAGCAAGUGACUGUGGAUCAUUGGGCCAUCACUUCAAACUGAUCUCUCAAAUAGGGUUGAAAUUGGAAAGCGAAAAUCGGCUGUAUAUCCUUGGUUCUACACACUGUAUGAUGCAGGCAGUCUGAGCCUGUAUUGUCAAUAUGGGGAAAUGGGUUCCAGAAUAACAUGCAAUAUUAUUAUUCAUUGCAAUACAAUAUCAUUCUUUGCAGCCAAAGUCCACCAAGAGAUUGAUGAGGUUGUUGGAGUCAACCGUGCUCCUGGCAUGGAGGACAGGGUGAAGAUGAACUACACCAAUGCAUUUACCCAUGAGGUGCUGCGUUAUCAGCUAGGGAGUGGUGAGGCUUUUCCACGUUUGACAACUCGGGAUGUGGAUUUCAAGGGCUACACCAUCCCUCAGGUGUGGCAAGUCAGAAAAUAAACAGGGUAUUUUGGUGAAGGGCAAAUGUAUUGUGCAAAGGAUGGUCAGAUAUGGCAAUUUCAGUUUUUUGUUUCUCAUUUCUCCAGUCAUAAAUUCUAGUUCUCCACUUUUCCACAUCACUUUGCAUGUUUUAAAAAGUAUUUAUGAAAUUUCAUUAGCAUUGCAGUGUGAAUUUCUCCUAAUAUAUACAUUUUAGCUUAUUACAACGCAGCUUGUAUGUUAUUUUCAUCAGUAUAUGAAUUUUAUGCACACUUUAUCUUAGUAUGUGUGUUUUUGUACACAUGGCCAGAGAACUGCACUGCUAAACUGGGAGAAGUACAGAUUUUGAAUUGUUGGUAAAACACUACACACACUUUCCCCCACACAUCUUGAUACAAUUGAUCGUAAAUCGCAUAAAGACAUGGGGUGGGGCUUAACAUAGUGCCAAGUGGGGUAUGCAUAUGGGGAAUGAGGCCUGCUUGGGCAGCAGAACUUCCUCACCUAUCCUCCCCACCGAUCCGUUCUUUAAACCUUGCAUUUUCCCCAACCCUCCAGAAGAGAUUUAGGGGGUGAAAGGCAUGUGGUGGGAGGAGAGUGGGGAGAGUCUUGUUGUGCCAGCGGACCUCAUUCCACGGACACAACUACUUAGUUGAAUCUAUCAGAACCACACUUUUCAAAACAACAUGAUAAUGGAAACAACAUGAAAAUGGAAAAUUCGAAUCAGUUUGAAUUUUAUGAUAUAGUCUCUCCAACAAAACUACGUUUACAGAAAUGCAUCAGUAAGGGGAAAUUUUGCAUAAAAAUGGGUAGAUCCAUGAAAAAGCAUUAAAAAAUGCAUUACUUUCGGGGUGGGGGGUUGCUUGUGAAAAUUGUGUACAUUUGUCAAUGCUGCAUACAAAUGUGUUUAUUAGGAAAUAUUUGCACUAAAAUGCUGAGGAAUUUUUAUAAGGAUUUAAGAAAAAAUGCUGCGGGGGGGGGGGGAAUGAGAAAUUGAAAUAAUUGAAACUGACAGAUCCAUCCACCCUUAGCUCCCACCAUCUUUCUGCUACUAUCCUUCUAUGAACCACCUCUUCCUCUGAGAAGAUUUAUUCCAUUCAACUCUCUGUCAAAGACAAGACUUCUUUAUUUGCUCUCUGUUAAAUUGAGCCGACAGUCUUGAUUAUGCAUCUUCUUAUCUCCCUAAAGGACACCCUUAUUAUUCCACUGCUCAUUUCUGUGCAUUUUGACCAAGCCUGCUGGGAGACUCCUGAAAAGUUUGACCCGGGUCACUUCUUGGAUGCAGAGGGUGAAUUCAGGAAGAAUGAUGCCUUUAUGCCUUUCUCUGCAGGUAACAGUAAGAGCUGUUCGCGGGGCUCGCAGCCGCAUUUAGGUACCUAAGAUCCUACAAAAGCCUGGAGCAGGACUGAGGGACCUCAGGAAGCUGAAUGUGGCCCUCCAGGCCUCUUUAUUUGGCCCUCAGGACUCUCCUCAAGCAAACACCCCCCUCCCCAGACCACACCCCUUUCUCCCAGGCUGCACCCACCACUACCCCUGCUCUAUGCCCACCCUGAGUGCUCUGGCUGACUGGAAUAUGUCCUUGAACUGUGACAGUGCUUCUUGCUUACCUGGCUGGCUGGCUGGCUGGCUGGCUGGCAAGGGGCAGGUGCAGAAAUAAUCCUCUGACUUGCAAGGCUGGAUAGAGCCUACUGUGCAAAAGGAUGCUCCAUUGCUCUACCCACUCUUGCCUCUGGUCCUGCCCACCCAGAUCAUGUGAAAAGGUUUCCCGCUCCUGGCAUAGAGAGUGCUUCAUUGCGGUGCCGGAUUAAACCCUGUGGAGGCCCCUAGGCGGUUGAAAUCUUGGGGCCUCCCUAGUGCACGCAGUCCCGUGAGAUAACAUUGAACUAAGAAAGCUCGACUGGAAUUUUCUUUCAAGAUCUAAUCAAUAUUAUUUUGGUCCGUUGUUGUGGGGUCCAUAAAAGGCAUGGGGCCCAUAGUUUGGUGCCUACUCUGCCAAUUUGGUAAUCUGGCAUUGCUUCUUGGAGUCUGGUCUUCUGCUAUCAUGGCUGCUGCUGAAAUUCCUGCUUCAUCCACAUGUGUUGGACUUGCUCCCUGCCAUUGCUAUUGACUGUCUUGUUUUUGAGAUUAACACCUCGAGGACAUGCAAAUCCACAUAUAAAAGUAGGUAAAAGGUAAAGGACCCCUGGGCGGUUAAGUCCAGUCAAAGGCUACUAUGGGGUUGUGGAACUCAUCUCGCUUUCAGGCCGAGGGAGCUGGUGUUUGUCCAUAGACAGCUUUUCCGGGUCAUGUGGCCAGCAUGACUAAACUGCUUCUGGUGCAACAGAACACCGUGAUGGAAACCAGAGCGCAUGGAAAUGCCAUUUACCUUCCCACCAGAGCAGUACCUAUUUAUCUACUUGCACUGGUGUGCUUUUGAACUGCUAGGUUGGCAGGAGCUGGGACAGAGCAACGGGAGCUCAGUCCGUUGUGGGGGUUCGAACCACUGACCUUCUGAUCAGGAAGCCCAAGAGGCUCAGUGGUUUAGACCACAGCACCAGCCACGUCUCAGCAUGUAAAAGUAGCAGCCAUGAACACUAUUGUGCAUUGGGAACAGGAGCUUCAGAUCUGAGCCUUGAAGCAGAAUGCUAUUUAUCUUGGUGUCAAACUAUAUAAAUAUGGUGGGAGGGAGAUAUCCAUGACUAAAUCUCUCAGAGUGGGGUGGGGCAAAGGUACAAGCAACCAUGGGAGUGAUGGAAGGAAUGUGCAUUGUCCUCUUGCAUUGGGAAAACAGCAUAGGGAGAUGGUUAACUUUGCAGUCCCAGUGUGAUUCACCUGUAUUCCCCAGAGUGGCUGUCUUUUACUUUUGCGGAGAAGGGAGCGCAGGUGAUAUGGUCACAUAUCACCUGAUAACACAUCUUUUUGGGCCAUAAGUCAGAAGUUCUCAACGCAUACUUGAUCUUAGUAAAUCUCCCCAAGUGCAUUUAAGGGUACACAAACAAUCCCUCUGGGACAAACCACAGCUCAUGGGGGUGGGGUGGGAGUUUUUAUAGUGCAAGAGUGGAUGGUUACCCCCCUCCCCAUGCUGCAGGUGCCCCCGUGCUGCUUCUAAAAGUGAAAAUUAUAAUAAUAUGCAACAGUUCUGCAACCAAACAAUGUUUACCAAAAAGCAUAUAUUGGAGGAAAGUGCGCCUAAAAAUGAAUAUAUUUGCAACUAUAACAUACAAAGAUGCAUUAUAGUAGGGAAAACUGAUUGCGAAAAUGUGAAUAUUAGUCAAAACUACAUAUAGAAAUUAGUUUAUUAGGGUAAAUUCUGCCUAAAAUGCUGAUGAGGUUUGACAAAUAUAUUUUUUAAUGACAAAUUGUAGCAAAAUAUGGGCAACUGAUUUUAAGAGUGGGAAAAUGAAAAAAUGAGAGGAUUGAAAUUGACAGAUCCUUCCACUCCUACUUCUUAGAGUGAUGAAAAUUGAAAUUUAAUCCUGUUGCCUAGGCUGCUCAGUGAAAUGUUGAUCUAAAUAGGCAGAGGAAUAACAGAGCUCUUACAGAUGGUAACCUUUAUAGUCUAACAUACAUUUAAUGGUUAAUGAAAUACCUCUGCAUUCAUAUUGUGGGGCUAUCACAUUCUCUUGCUUCUGGGAAAAUGUCUCUACACACACAUAAUAAUUUGAGGUGACUCCUCAGGAGUCAAGUGUUUACUGGGUACCAUAAAUGUCUCAGGUGAUGAACUAGUUCUCUUUCCCUUUCCGUCUUCUAGGGAAGAGGGCCUGCCCAGGAGAGGGUCUGGCCAAGAUGGAGCUUUUCCUCUUCAUUGCCACCCUGCUCCAGAACUUCACCUUUCAACUGGUUGCAAACCCCAAUGAGAUGAACAUGGAUACCCUGUUUCCUGCUUGCAGAGAAGAGAGGAAGCACCGCCUGUUACGAGCCAUCAGACGUAAAAAUGUGAAAUGAGAAGGAAAUUCAUGAUUCCAGAAAUACUCAGAGAUCCAGAACAAUGUCUCUCUGUCUCUGUGCGUCUAUUUGUUUCUCUGUCCAAAAGCUUCAGGCCUGUGCCAGAGUAGAAAAGUGGAGGAUGUGGAAUUUGCUGAGAGUCACCAAGUGUGACACACGGCAUUAUGGUUAUUCUAAACUUGAGGUUCUGAUGUCACAUAGCUCCCGCUGAGAGUCCUAUCACUCUUCCCUUGCCUCUAGUGGACCAUUCCAAAACCACAACCCUGACAAUGCAUUUGGAAUAUACAGUAGGCUUCAUACAAGAACCCAUGCCUAAUUUUCUUUGCUGCCUCUCUCAAAUGUAACCAUAGAGCAGCUUCUGGCUAGCCGUUACCUGUGAGCAAAUAAAUGCUUUAUACUGAGUUAACAAA
Molecule: messenger RNA, 12809 nt
Organism: Podarcis lilfordi (Lilford's wall lizard)
Lineage: Eukaryota; Metazoa; Chordata; Lepidosauria; Squamata; Lacertidae
Source: the annotation of a GenBank genome assembly